Messenger RNA from Lethenteron reissneri (Far Eastern brook lamprey), 3544 nucleotides. Its product is annotated as protein transport protein Sec23A-like. Gene Ontology annotation, cellular component: COPII vesicle coat; endoplasmic reticulum exit site. NCBI's taxonomy places the organism in Eukaryota, Metazoa, Chordata, Hyperoartia, Petromyzontiformes, Petromyzontidae. Gene Ontology annotation, biological process: endoplasmic reticulum to Golgi vesicle-mediated transport; intracellular protein transport; COPII-coated vesicle budding. The record is from RefSeq and is a predicted model, not a curated record. Gene Ontology annotation, molecular function: zinc ion binding; GTPase activator activity.
CCAACUUGGCCCCGCCCAUCACCCCCCAUCACCCCCCCCCUCUCCCGGCCUCUCCGCUGUAGCGAUCUUGUGUGGAGGCCGACCGCCGUCUCGUGAUCCAGGAAGACUUCUCUCUCGGCGAACAGCGGACAGUCGUGUCGAGUUAAGAAGCCGGAGGAGACACCCGCCGACGGUCAGCCAUGGCCACGUACCAGGAGUUCAUCUCCCAGGGCGAGGAGCGCGACGGCGUGCGCUUCAGCUGGAACGUGUGGCCCUCGAGCCGCAUCGAGGCCACCAAGCUGGUGGUGCCCCUCGGCGGGCUCUACACGCCGCUCAAGGAGCGGCCCGACCUCCCGCCCGUGCAGUACGAGCCGGUGCUUUGCAGCCGCGCCACGUGCCGUGCCGUCCUCAACCCGCUGUGCCAAGUGGAUUACAACGCGAAGCUGUGGGCAUGCAACUUUUGCCUUCAAAGAAAUCCGUUUCCACCUACGUACGCUGGGAUUUCAGAAGUGAACCAACCUGCAGAGCUCGUACCUCACUUCUCCACCAUUGAAUACAUCGUACAGCGCGGCACCACCCUGCCGCCCAUCUUCCUCUACGUGGUGGACACGUGCCUGGAGGACGACGACCUGCAGGCGCUCAAGGAGUCGCUGCAGAUGUCGCUGAGCCUGCUGCCGCCCGCCGCCCUCGUCGGCCUCAUCACGUUCGGCCGCAUGGUUCAGGUGCACGAGCUGGGCGCCGAGGGCAUCGCCAAGAGCUACGUGUUCCGUGGGAGCAAGGACCUGGCGGCCAAGCAGAUCCAGGAUAUGCUCGGGCUGAUGAGACCAGUUGCUUCCCAAGGUGGCCAGGCUCAGCCAGUCCAGCCUCAGCAUUCUCCAGUUCACAACCGGUUUCUUCAGCCAGUGCAGAACAUCGACAUGGCCAUGACGGACCUGCUGGGGGAGCUGCAGAGAGACCCGUGGCCCGUGCAGCAGGGCAAGAGGGCCCUGCGAUCCACCGGCACUGCCCUCUCCAUUGCCGUGGGAUUGCUGGAGUGCACUUUUCCCAACGCGGGUGCCCGGAUCAUGCUGUUCACGGGCGGGCCCCCAACACAAGGGCCUGGCAUGGUCGUUGGCGAGGAGCUGAAGACGCCCAUCCGUUCCUGGCACGAUAUUGAGAAGGACAAUGUCAAACACAUGAAGAAAGCAACCAAGCACUUUGAAGCUUUGGCAAACCGUGCCACGGUCAACGGCCAUGCCAUUGACAUCUACGCCUGUGCGCUGGACCAGACCGGUCUGCUGGAGAUGAAGUGCUGCCCCAACCUCACUGGCGGCUACAUGGUGAUGGGCGAUUCCUUCAACACGUCGCUCUUCAAGCAGACCUUCCAGCGAGUGUUUGGCAGGGACUUCCAAGGAAACCUGCGCAUGGCUUUUGGAGCUGUCCUCGAAGUCAAGACAACGCGAGAGCUUAAGGUGUCUGGAGCCAUCGGUCCUUGCGUCUCGCUGAACACCAAGGGGCCCUGCGUGUCUGAGAACGAGAUGGGCAUCGGCGGUACGUGCCAGUGGAAGAUCUGCUCGCUGGAUUCCAGCACUACCCUGGCCAUCUACUUUGACAUUGUCAACCAGCACAACGCUCCGAUCCCGCAGGGCGGGCGCGGCGCCGUGCAGUUCGUGACGCAGUACCAGCACUCGAGCGGCCAGCGCCGCAUCCGCGUCACCACCAUCGCCAGGAACUGGGCGGACACGCAGACGCAGCUGCAGCACAUCUCGGCGUCGUUCGACCAGGAGGCAGCAGCCGUGGUGAUGGCGCGUCUGGGCGUGCACCGCGCCCACUCCGAGGAGGGCCCCGACGUGCUACGCUGGCUCGACCGCCAGCUCAUCCGCCUGUGUCAGAAGUUUGGGGAGUACAGCAAGGACGACACGAGCUCCUUCAGACUCUCGGAAUCCUUCUCCCUCUUCCCGCAGUUCAUUUUCCACCUGCGGAGGUCGCCGUUCCUGCAGGUGUUUAACAACAGCCCCGACGAGUCGUCCUACUACCGGCACCACUUCGUGCGCCAGGACCUGACGCAGUCGCUCAUCAUGAUCCAGCCCAUCUUGUACGCCUACUCCUUCAGCGGACCCCCCGAGCCCGUUCUGUUGGACAGCAACAGCAUUCUGCCAGACCGCAUCCUCCUGAUGGACACGUUCUUCCAGAUUCUCAUCUACCACGGGGAGACGAUCGCACAGUGGCGGAAGGCAAACUACCAGGACCAGCCCGAGUACGAGAACUUCCGGCAGCUGCUGAAGGCUCCCCUGGAUGACGCCCAGGACAUCCUGCAGACGCGCUUCCCCAUGCCGCGCUACAUCGACACGGAGCACGGGGGCAGCCAGGCCCGGUUCCUGCUGUCAAAAGUGAACCCUUCACAGACGCACAACAACAUGUACGGCUGGGGACAGGAGUCUGGCGCGCCCAUCCUCACAGACGACGUCAGCCUGCAGGUCUUCAUGGACCACCUCAAGCGCCUGGCGGUGUCCAGUGCCAACUAGGAUGCGAGAUAAUAACGGAGCUUGCGGACUCACGCUCGACGCUAGGGUUGUCACCUGCGCGCGGUAUAUGUAUAAAAAAAAUAAACGAACGGGACAUAUCUUUGGAAGAGGAAUCUCACGAGAUCGUUAUAAAGAGGGAAGAGCCACGCUUGAGUGCAAUCGUGUUCAGGGUUUCAUUGCAGAUGGGGCUGAGCUCCAGAAAGUAUUUCCCCCCCAGCAUGCAGGGGGUUUUUGCGAACAUCGAAAAAUAUGUCCACGAGUAAUUAAACCCUGGAUGUAUUAUAAUAAUAAUUGUUAUUAUGCAUCUGAAAAGAAUAGGGGACUUUUGACUUUUGAUGUCUCGGGAAGACUUAGCAGGUUUCGGAAUUCCCACAGAUUUUACCGGGACGUGCAGAGGUCGAUUCUGGGGGGUGGUGGGUAACCAGGGACAGGUGGCAACCCUAGCCAAGACUCGCGGACGAUUCGCGGCCACGUGAAUCAACGGGGGGGGGGGGGGGGGGGCGGGGGGCGGCUGUCUGCUUGUGACUACUUUGGUAAAAACGAUGGUGGUUUUCAUCGUUAAUGUUUUUCCACACACUGUACUUCGCGGUGGCGCUGCUUUGCUUCUUUUGUUCUAAAGAAGCCAGGGUAUGAAAGGUUGCGUUCACCUCUCUCCCGGGCGCACGCCACGAUUCCCCAGUGCCAUCCGAAUUACGGUUUUCUUGCGGACAGUUGUCGUCCGUAUGACGGAGCAAUACUGGCUGCACACUGACCAAACACACGCCAGGGUGACCAAACGCCCGCUUACAGAAACGUGUCUUUCCAUGUAGUUUAUUUAAAUGUAACUUAAUACUGUAAUAGGAACAGUAUUUAAUUAAGUCAAUGAUAGCACACUUGUUUUAGCACCGGAUGAAUUUUUUUUUUUGAAAUGUUCAUAAGAGUAUCGUAAUUGUUUUAGAUGUUUAAAAUUACAUGGAAAUUAUUAUUAUUAUUAUAUGAAAUGACCUUCAGCAUUUUAAAUGUUUUACCGUUUCUACGUAGUGUGAGGGUCAUCAGACAAAAUAAAACCGAAUGAAAUGGAA